Messenger RNA from Laccaria bicolor S238N-H82, 1470 nucleotides. RefSeq lists its product as uncharacterized. The coding region runs from base 1 to 1470 and encodes 489 amino acids. The record is from RefSeq and is a predicted model, not a curated record. Gene Ontology annotation, molecular function: catalytic activity. NCBI's taxonomy places the organism in Eukaryota, Fungi, Basidiomycota, Agaricomycetes, Agaricales, Hydnangiaceae. The transcript has 7 exons.
AUGUCUUUGUAUUCAAAUGGCAUAAACUACUGUGAACCCUCUUCUAUUAUUGAAAUCCAAGACACGAUUCACCGCCUAGGAGCCGCAACCUCCAAAAAUGCCUAUGACAAGAUCUCGGUUUUCUCGACCUACUGGGCUUCUGACGAUACUGGCGCAGCUAAAGACAGCUAUCUUUUCAUCGAGACCAUUCAGAAGCUCCAUAACGUGGACGCCUGCAAGUAUAUCCUGUCACAAGAACAUACCGAUAUGAAACUAUCUCGAGAUGUGUUUAACGCAUUGCCAUCUGGAACCUUGCCGAGUCGCAGACUUUUCAUCUUUCACUAUGCGGGCCACAGCAUCGCCGGUUCCAUGGCCAUCUUCGCCCCCAAAAUUGAUCAGAAGUUUGGCACAGGACCAGAAAUCAACCCAUCGAGGCUUAGCAAAGAUCUGAAGGCGGAGGCUUCAACUCAAGCUGGGCUGGACAUCCUUUUUAUCCUGGAUUCAUUCUGUACCUCCAAUUGUAUGCAGGGCGUGAAGGCCAAGGGUGCGAGCGUGGAGUUUGUCGUUGGUGGUGCACGCAAGGACCUUAACGACCCCAGAACCGCCUUGGAUGGCGGGACUUUCACGCAGCACUGGUGUGCGGCCUUUAACAAGCUUCUGGACAGUGGAAACCCUUUUGUUUCCGAGGAUAUCAACAAGAUUGUCGAUCCCAACUCAGGCUAUUACAACAGGAAGUUUUCUAUGCUUCUUCUUCGUGAAGGAUGGGAUUUGCCAAUCACUUUCUCUUAUAACAACACGAUCGAACCAUCUUUGCCAUCUUGCCCAACAGUCGCAACGGUUUUUUACUUCAGGGAACAGCCCGAUUCACCCUCCGUCAAGCAGUUGACUGAAUAUCUCAAUAACGCACCAGCUCCAAUUACGGUUUUAGGGACAGUACCUAUACAAUCCGCUUAUCUAUCUGGCACGAUGCUCCUGCUCUCCAUGCCGUUGUCGUUGCAAGAGUUGCUGCCAGGCUCCCGAGUCCCCAUCAUACAUUUAAAAAUCGUCUGUCGUUCUCCUUAUGAUAUCGUGACCAAUGAAGCCCUGCUUGAUAGUUAUCCUGCACUAGCAGAUGUCCAAGCUGACCUGGGCAUCGUACCGCCCAAAGCUGCAGUGGCUAUUAGGUGGUUCAAGGUUGGACUGGUCAAUGAGGUCGAACGUGGAUUGGGCAAAUGUGCUCAUUGGGGUGCAAAAAUGCAGUUGAAUGUCCAGGCUGGACAACAGUCCAAAUACAGCAACCGCCCUGCAGCUUAUGGGAUACGUGCAACACAGUAUCAGAUCCCUGCCUCUCCGAUGCCUGCACGUUCCAUUUUGCAGCAGGCCGUACCCAUGACCUUUGGAUUCAAGAUGGCAAGACUACUAGCGACCUUCAACGUCACCAGCAACGUCUAUCAGACAUCCUUCCCCAUUUGCUUGUACUCGAAUUUGAUGGAGGAACUCUGGCCUCCGUAG